Ostreococcus lucimarinus CCE9901 is the source of this 2884-nucleotide messenger RNA. RefSeq lists its product with no specific name. The record is from RefSeq and is a predicted model, not a curated record. Gene Ontology annotation, biological process: intracellular signal transduction; protein phosphorylation. Bases 1 to 1947 code for a protein of 648 amino acids. Gene Ontology annotation, cellular component: cytoplasm. Lineage: Eukaryota; Viridiplantae; Chlorophyta; Mamiellophyceae; Mamiellales; Bathycoccaceae. Gene Ontology annotation, molecular function: protein serine/threonine kinase activity; ATP binding. The transcript is spliced from 2 exons.
AUGGCGGACACUGAGGAGGGAGAAUUGACGCACAAGACGGCCGUAAUGCGAGACGAGGAGACGCAGGUGAACGGGGAGACAAAGAUUGAAAGCGAGUCGCCGGAUGGGGUGAAUGUGCAGGAUGAAGGAUUGCGCGAAGCGUCGCCGACGCGUCGCGACGCCGACGAGGUCAACGCGCGCGCGGAGGACGAUCCGCCGUCUCAAGAAGAGGAGGAGCCUGAGGAAGAGACGACGAAGUUUGUGGAGUGGGAUCCAACCGGACGCUUCGGGCGAACCACUGAACUUCUCGGUCGUGGGACGUACAAGAACGUGUACAAGGCUUUCGACGAAGAAGAGGGCAUGGACGUGGCGUGGAACCAGGUCAAAGUUCACGGUUUACCCGCGGUGGAGAAGCAGCGCUUGCUCGGUGAGGUUGAGAUCUUGAAGAGACUUGAUCACAAGAACGUGUUGAAGUUUUAUCAUUCGUGGAACACGACGAACGAGAAGACGGGAGAGGUGAGCGUGAACUUCAUAACCGAGGCGUGUGCGGGGACGUUGAACAAGUACGCCGCGCGAUUUAAAAACAAUUUGGAUAUGCGCGCCGUCAAGAGCUGGGCUCGUCAAAUUUUACGAGGUCUAGAGUACUUGCACUCACACGAGCCACCGAUCGUGCAUCGUGACUUGAAGUGCGACAACAUUUUUGUCAACGGUAACGCCGGGGAGAUCAAAAUCGGUGACUUGGGUCUCGCCGCGAUGUUGGAUCAUCAGCGAACGCACAGCGUGAUCGGAACACCCGAGUUCAUGGCCCCGGAGCUGUACGAGGAAGACUAUGACGAACGCGUGGACAUAUACUCUUUCGGUAUGUGUCUGAUCGAGCUCGUUACGUUUGAGUGCCCGUACAACGAGUGUAAAAAUCCGGCGCAAAUUUACAAGCGCGUUUCAAGUGGGAUUCCUCCGGCGGCGUUGGAGACCAUCAAAGAGAAGGGUGAUGACAUUUACGAAUUCAUCUCUCUCGCCAUCGCUCCCGCGGAUGAACGCCCGACGGCUCAGCAGCUGUUGGAUCACGUUUGGUUGAAGAAGAAGGAAAAGAAAACCAUGGUUCCGCGCGCCGUCGUCGAAGAGGAACCAGAGGUGCCGAGACCGAUUGUCAAGGAAGAGGAAGAGGAAGAGGAGCCACCGCGCGUGGCUCAAACGAGAGGGGAUAAUGGUAGAAAGAUUGUGAGAGUCUACUCUGAGGCUGACACGCUCGAGCCACCGGAGCACAGGCGAGGGGCUUCGCUCGACGUGCGCGUCAAGGGGACGUUUUUGGAGGACAACUCGCUUCGGUUGCGUUUGAGAAUCGCCGACUCGUCGGGUCAAAAUCGAACCGUGGAGUUUCCUUUCAACACCGAAACUGACAGCGCGCGUUCGGUUGCGACUGAGAUGGUGGAAGAACUUGGAUUGGAGAUGACCGCGGUCGAAACAAUUGAGAGAGAAAUAGAAAAGGAGGUGAAGUACUUGUGGGACGAGAAGAAGGGCUUUUGCGAGCGCCCUGAGAGCAAAAGACAUAGCGCCGAGAACAGCGGUGGAUCUAGCCCUGAAGAGAAAUUGCGCGGGCGUCCUGAAUCCAGUCGAGCGGGUGCAAUAUCUGCAAGCGCGAGUCAGGAACACUUAGCGCAGAGUCCGAGCCAGAUCGAGAUGAUGUUGACGCAGUCGCCGUCGACGGAGUCGCUUUCGGAAAAGCCGCGAAUUUUGGUGGAUGACCACGCAAUUUUACCGGAAAAGUCUCACGCUGUGCAGCACGAAGAGAGUCUUUUACGACCGCAAAGCGCGUUCGCCGCUGUGAAACCUCAAGAACAGGCUCCGGUCGCCGCCGCCGCGGCGCGGGGCACGACGAUCGCCUCCUCACGCCACCCCCGGGAUUUCGCCGGUUCGUUCUCCAGCUCCGGUGCAGCCCGCGGAGGUCGCCCGAUCGCUAGAGCAGUUUGAUCUGGCUGCGCAGAAGCCACCUCGAGCUCCAGUCGCAAACGCGCAGCCGACAUAUUCCGAAAGUGUGAUGCAGGACGUGCAGCGCGUGAUCGAGGGUGGGUCGUCAGCGACGGUGUCAGAAAUCGGAGAUAGAGGUUCAGACGCCGGAUCUUACGCGAACGAAGAAGAACAGGAAGAGAUGGAGGAACUUCGUUUGCUCGAAGAACUCGAGCUUCAGCAACAGCAAGAGGAAGCCGAAAUGAGGCAACGUCACACGACUGAGCGCCAGCAAAAGCUCCGUUCGCUUCAGAAGAAGCGUAUUGAACGUACGGCGAGCAAGAUGGCCUUGCUUACAGGAUCUGAUACUGGGUCCGAGUCCGCUCGUUACGAACGCCCUCACACGCCUGCGCUGGCGACACAGACAGUACCGCAACAAGCGACGCGCUUGAUGAAUGUGAACAGUGCCAGCAAUCUGGGUUUGCCGCCACAACCUCCGCAACCGAUGGCGCCGCAACAUAGCGCGCCAGGGUUACCGCCACCGACGGUGCAAACAUCGCCUCCUCCCUUACAUCAUGUUCAGCAUCCCGUCGCCAUAACGAGCGCCGCGGAGCAGCCGCACUUCGUGCCCGCGACGGAGCCCGCCGUGGUGCCGCCGCAAGUUGCUCAGCUGCAAACGGACAGCGCCACGAUUAGUAGAACCAAUUCUCAGCGCUCGAUGAAGAGCGACAGCGACGCAAAGUGCGUCGAAGAUCCCGAUCUUCCUCCCGAAGAGCAGGCUCGUCUCGCGAAAGAGAAGAAACGUAUCGAGGCGUUGGCGAAGAUGCAAAUGAUGGAGGAAACGUCGCUUCUGUCGCUCGACGUGUCGAAGUCGAAGGGUGCGAAAGGUAGCAUGAUGAGCCUCAGCUCUCAGGCGAAGAAAGAUUCAGCAGAUGAGCUCCAACAGCACGCGGAGCCGCAC